AUGGCACAAAACAGGCAGCUCUACACGACUCUCUCUAUCCCGCUUCGAGAAAUCCGCUUGCUCCAAAUACUGCCGGACUCGGAUCCGAAUAGCCUUCAGUGCGAGCUGAGUGUUCACCGCCUCGAUGAGUCCGAAGUGGUCCACUACACUGCUCUUUCUUACUUCUGGGGACAGGAAGACCCAGCAGGACGUUGCAAAAUCGUUUUGAAUGGUCACAUCAAAUCCGUCACCCCGAACUUGCUGCUGGCCCUGCAGUCGUUUCACGAACUCGGCGAUGCUGGCUACCUGUGGGCUGACGCUAUCUGCAUUCAGCAGUCUGACUCGAAGGAGAAAAUGAGCCAAUUAUCAAUUAUGGGCGAGAUCUACGCGAGGGCCACCAAGACCGUGAUCUGGCUGGGACCGAAGGAGGAGGAUAGCGAUCGAGCAAUGGACCUGGUAGCCAAUUUACGCCAGGGUGAUCUCGCAGUUCCUCAGUUCGACACAGAGAUGACGCGGGGCCUACUUGCGGUCACAAAGCUGCUACACCGACCGUGGUGGAAGAGGAUGUGGGUAGUGCAGGAAGCCUUUCUGUCCCAAAACCCUAUCGCGCGGUGUGGAACAAGAGAGGUUCCUUUCCCGCGGUUUGUCUUCCUGAAGAAGCAAUCUGACGAAGCCUACUGGUCGAUGCAGGUAAAAUGGCGCGGCAUUACCUUAUUCGAGCGCGUGCCUUUCACAUCGUGUCUGUCCAACUGGGACGUCACCAGGGCGGAGCUGAAAUCGACGUGGAGGUCCUCUUUGUUCUCGUGGAUCAUAUCCAUGAGCGACAAGUUCGAAGCGACUGAACUGCGUGACAAAGUCUUUGCUCUUUUGGGCUUGGUAUGCGAGGAAGACCGCGCAGUUAUUCGUCCAUGUACUGAAGAUGAAAAACCGUUGCAAGAGAUCCUGAUCGACGUUGUACUACAAAGUGUGCGGUCAGAGGGACUGAUGUUUCUGAGCGUCGUCGAGCCCGAGGAUAUGAGGCCUUUCAACCUUGAGCUUCCAUCCUGGACACCAUAUUUAUUGGGUGGACAAAGCACGCAAAACUUGAUUGGAUAUAAGCCACGUUUCGGGGCGAAUUCGGAUGCAAAUCACGACGCAUGGGAAAAGCUAUUCCUAGCUUCCGAGCUUCUCUUGUUCGAUUCAGAGUCCGAAUUCAGCCAGGAUAGAGACGCCAAGCUUAUUUUUCUGGGAGGUUGUGCGGUAGAUGAGGUGACUUACACGGAUCCUAUGCCCCGUGUCAUGGAAUACCGUGGCCCAGACGAUCUCGUGGCUGCAAAACGCAAGGCGGAACGGGUGCGAGCGACCAUCGACACCAUCCAAAAAUGGGAACUGGUAGCCCUCGAACCGUCGAUCUUCCCUGCGGAUGCGCGUGAUGACGCGCAUGGGGGGCGUGAAGAAGCCUUUUGGAGGACUCUGGCCUGCGAUGGGUCGGCGACUCGAGUUAGGCCCCUGCCACUUGAUUGCGGACAUCGAUUUAAGGCGUUCAUGGGUAGGUGUCCACCGCCUGGACGAGACGUCCUUAUAAAUGAAACUCUCCAGGACGAUUGGGUCAGAGAGUACGCGGUCCCCGUGGUCGCGAAAACUAUGCACAGGUCUUUCAUUCUGACGCGUGAAGGGCGCAUGGGGCUUGCCGUUCAGGGUGUCGCAGUGGGUGACUUGAUAAUUAUAGCCAAGAGAUGCAACGUGCCGUUGAUCAUACGUCGGCGGCCAGAUCGAGGCUUCAAAUUCAUCGGUGACGCAUAUGUCCACGGCAUCAUGGAUGGACAGGCUGUCACUCAAGCAGCUAAGCAGGGGCUUGGGAUGGAGCUGUUCUGUUUGAAAUGA
Messenger RNA from Diaporthe amygdali, 1842 nucleotides. RefSeq names its product HET-domain-containing protein. The transcript has a single exon. NCBI's taxonomy places the organism in Eukaryota, Fungi, Ascomycota, Sordariomycetes, Diaporthales, Diaporthaceae. Bases 1 to 1842 code for a protein of 613 amino acids. The record is from RefSeq and is a predicted model, not a curated record.